Messenger RNA from Baudoinia panamericana UAMH 10762, 2138 nucleotides. RefSeq lists its product as uncharacterized. The record is from RefSeq and is a predicted model, not a curated record. The transcript has a single exon. The coding region runs from base 137 to 2056 and encodes 639 amino acids. Gene Ontology annotation, molecular function: RNA endonuclease activity producing 5'-phosphomonoesters, hydrolytic mechanism. NCBI's taxonomy places the organism in Eukaryota, Fungi, Ascomycota, Dothideomycetes, Mycosphaerellales, Teratosphaeriaceae.
CCAUGGUGCCACGCGCGUUCCACAUAUGUGGCUGCCACUACAACAGCCUUCUCCGUGCACUGCCAAAUUCUCACUUGCUCGCAGCUUCCGCUCUAGAGUCGUUGUCCGCUGCGCAGUAUCCCGGUGAUCCUCCGCAAUGGCCAGAACGCGAAAGUCGUCGACAGCGACCAAAAAGACACCCGCGAAGGCCGCGAAAGCACACACGAAUGGUGUUUCGAAACCGAAAGCCGCAGCCCGUAAACCCACCAAGCAUGCAAGCGAGAAGAAACCAAAGGCGAAUGCGCCUACUAUCACAUCGCACCCUCUCACUCGCGCCACAAACACGGCUCCUGUAGACUUCAUCAUCCGCGGCGACGCCGACAAUGCUGCCUUCACGCUUACCGCCUACCGCGGUGAAGGUAUGUGUCUGCUCGCAAUGAACUGGAAGAACGACACCCCUCCUCAAAACUUCGUCGGUUUCGCCAUCGAAUACAUGCCGCCCAACGGCAAGCAAUUCUACGCCUUGCAGAAUCGCAUUGCCUUUCCCAGUAAGGGCGAGCAGAUCAACCCCAACACCCUCUCCAGCCGCUUGUCGCCCAUCCAGAAGUUCCGUUGGAUCCACUUCCCGCAAGACGCUGACACAGAGACCCCGGGCGACUUCACCUACCGCGUGACAGAUGUGUAUAUGGAUGGCCAGGGCAGGCUUAGCUACGGGCAUUACCAGGAAGUAGCCAUUUCGCUAAUCGCCGAGACGUACCCUGGAGAGCUGAACAUCUGCUUCACGCGCGGCUUCAUCUCUUCGCAGGCUUUCAUUGACAAAUUCGGCACGAAUGGCGGUGUCGGGACUAUCUUGCCGACGAGCGCAAACACAAGCAUUUCAUUCGAAUCCACCGAUCCGCAAGAGGAAAAGGCGCUCGAGUGGAUGGGCUUCGAAGCGAGGCGCGUAAUCUUGAGUACGUUGGAUGCCGCCAUUGCCGACACUUCGGCGCAGGUCAAGGUCCUCGCCUACGACUUCAACGAUCCCGAGAUUGUUGACCAACUUGAGCAGCUUGGGAACCGGCUGAAGAUCAUCAUCGAUGACUCCGGAUCCCAUAAACCUGCUACUGCGUCAGAGACGGUAGCAGAGGCAACACUGGUCAAAUCUGCCGGAGCCGACAACGUGCAACGCCAGCACAUGGGCGGCCUGCAGCAUAACAAAGUCAUCAUCGUUGACGGCGACGAGACAAAGAUUGCCAUCGGAGGCUCUACUAACCUCUCAUGGCGUGGUCUGUAUGUCCAGAACAACAACGCCGUCGUCUUGCAGGGCGCCAACAGCGUGAAGGUCUUCAGCGACGCUUUCGACGCUCUCUGGGCUAGUCCGAACAACGUGAGCGGCUCCGACAAUACCCCUUCCGCGGACUGGGUCGAUCUCGGCUUCAGCGAAUUUGACGCUCGAGUAACCUUCUCACCUCACAGCAAAUCCGACGCCAAACCGGCGGAGAUAGGAACGGCUAUAGAUGGCGUGAACUCGAGCCUGUUUUACUCUCUUGCCUUUCUCUACGAGACUAAAGGGAUCAUCCGCGACUCCAUUGAGAAAAGGACGGAUGACAAGUCGAACGACAUCUUCGUGUACGGCAUCUCGGAUAAGACUGUUGGUGGCCUAGACGUCCAGGAGCCUAAUGGCAACCCGCCGGUAGCCUUUCUGGCCGCUCUGAUGCAGGAUAUACCCCAGCCGUUCAAGGAAGAGGCGACUGGAGGUUGUGGCACUCGCCUGCAUCAUAAGUUCAUCGUUCUGGAUUUCAACACGGAGAACGCUUGUGUGUACACCGGCUCGUAUAAUUUCUCCGUGGCGGCGGAUACCAAGAAUGCGGAGAACCUGUUUGUGCUUAGAGACCAGCGGAUUGCCACUAGCUAUGCGGUCGAAGCCGUGUCGAUGUUUGAUCAUUACUCGUUCCGUGAUGCUGAGGCCAAGGCGAAGGAUGAUAAGCCGUUGGAGCUUCAGAUGCCGCCUGGUGAUGGCAGUCAGAGCAAGCCUUGGUGGGAUAAGUACUGGACUAAUCCGACGAAGAAGCGGGACCAGGAGCUGUUUGGGCAGUGAGAGUUUGCGUUCUGCCGGGUUGGGAUGUCUGGGUGGUGAUCUGUAACGAUAUGAUGAGCUUCAAGAGGAGUAUUCCGGAUGC